AUUUUCACUGAGUAAAAAAGUUCCAAUGUGUUUAUCCCAUUCACUAAAAUGACUUUAACACCAACAUCAUUUUUUGGUAAUCACAUUUUUUUAUAUUUAUUUGUGUUUCUAUUAAUUUCAGUUUACAAUCUUACACCUCCCACUCUCGCCAUCACCACCACAACCAACACCACCACAAUCACCGAUACCAACACCAACACCACCACGAACACAAUCAUCACCAACAAAACUACAACAAUCACCACUACCUUACCAACUUUUACCUUUAAUUUACCUUCUUAUCCACCUACUCCACCUAUUUGUCAACCUUUAGUGGUUUCAAUUGAUUAGAUUAACAAGAAAAACAAAACAAAAUCUAAUCUUGUGUUUUAAGUCCCGUUAUUUAUAUUUAAAACAUUGUGAUCGACAAUUUUUUCCCAUUCACCUGAAUUUAUUGGAUCAUCAUCGAGCCAUCAUCACCUUUUAAACCCUCAUCUAUCAUCUUGUAACCUUUACCAUCUCAUAAUCCAUUAUCUUCAUCACUCUCAUCCUCAUCUUCAUCAUCUUGAAUAUCUUCAGAUACAAAAUCAGUGGCUUCUUGUUUUACUUUGAUGUUUUUAAUUUAAUUUCCAAUGUUGACCAAAGUCAUUUAAACGAUACCUGGUUUAUCAACCUUAAACAUUGAAAGUUGUCUUAAUUGUGAUCAAAUCUAAACAAUCACCCAACAAACACCCAUAAUGGAUACAACAACAACACCAACAACCAAAACCCAAACACCAGCGACUAAAUCACUUACAGAUCGUAAAUUUAAGUGUCCCGAAUGUGGUAAAGCUUUUAAAUUCAAACAUCACCUCAAGGAACACAUAAGAAUCCACUCAGGUGAUAAACCCUUCCAAUGUUCCCACUGUGGUAAACGUUUCUCCCACUCUGGAUCAUAUUCAUCACAUUUAACAAGUAAAAAAUGUUUCAAAGUUAAUCUCAAAGUGUCCAACACCAACACCAACAUAAACACCACCAACAACAACCACAAUCACAACCAAAACACCAACAAAAACAACAACAAUAUUAACCAUGUAAACGAUAAUAAUAAUAACAGUAUAAUGAAUACCUCAACUAAUGGUAGUGUCAAUGGCAAUUUAAUUUCUCCUAGUGCUGUUAACAAUAUUCUUAAUCAUCAUCACAAUUUAAUUGCUAACAAUCUUAGCCAUCAUUUUACCAACACAAACCUUGGUAAUCAUCACUCUCACUCUCAUUCUCAUCAUUCUCAACAACAACAACAACAACAACAUAACAAUUUAAUUACAAACAACAACCACAACCACAACCACAACAACAACAACAAUGUAAACAAAAACAUUAACCAUUUGCCAACUUGUUCCCCACAGGAAAUUAAACCGUUCCAAUUACCACCGUACCAAUGUCCACCGUACCAUUUACCGCCUUAUACGUUACCACCGUACCAUUUACCAACCACAGCAACGUUUCAUAACACUUUCACCGAGAUUGCUCAGGUUCUGCUGGAAUCUCAGAGAACCCUAAAUAAUGUUCAUAGUUUAUCUAAAUUAAAAUCAAGCCUGUCCACUACAAUUACUGCAAUUCCCACCAUAAUUAAUGGUAACUGCAACGCUCAUCAUUUAAAUCACCAUUUACAAAACAUCAACACCAACAAUCAUCAUCGUAACAACAACAAUACAAUUGAUUGUUUGAACAGUGCCAACAACAACAACAACAAUCACAGUAAUAUAAGUAAUUACUCAAAGAUUAACAAUCUACACCACCGGUCAAAUAAUAACGGUAAUAGCGGCAUCACCUGUAGUGGUAAUAAUAACAAUGGUGAUACAACAAUUACUGUAUUACCUUUGAUUAAUAAUCGUAAAUUAAUUUGUGAUGAUGAUUUUAUUGAUCGUUUUGAAGCUCCACUUGAUUUAUCUGUAAAAAAAGAUACAUCUAAAUCCGUUCCAACUGAUUUGUCAUGUAAGAAAAGGCCACUGGUCAGUGAUGAUGAUGAUUCAGUCAACACCAAUAAUAAGAAUACCAGUAAAAAUAAAAGUAAAUUAACUCGGUGGUGGUGGUGGUGGAAGUCUCAGGUAUCAGUUACAACACCUACACAACAACAAGUAAAUUGUUCACCAAUUGGACAGAUAAAAAGUCAAUCAAAUCAUCAGCACCAUCCACGAAAACAAUCACCGAUUCCGUUACCAUCAUCAGCAUCUCCGGUUGAAGGUACAUUAGCACCAACGACACCACAACAACCCAAACCCAAGAACCAGAGACAACCAACAACCUCAUCUUCACCCUGUUCGAGUCAACAAAGUAGCCCAAUGUCACCAAUGUCACCGACGCAAUUAAACACAAUCAACAACACUACAACUAACAACAGUGUUAAAAGUUCACCAGCUCGUUCACAAAAUGAUCCUUUAGAUGAUUCAAAUUGCCAAUCACCAUCAUCUAACCAGAAUAGUGAUCAUCUUCAUCACCAUCAUCACAAUAAUCAACAAUUACAAUCUAGUAUUACACCAGCAAGUAGCCUUAUUUCAAACACUAAUUCAUCUUCACCGAUUGAUUUAUACAAUUCAGAGACCAUUUUAAGUUGUGAUAAAUGUGAGAAAACUUUCAACAAAUCAAGCUCAUUGGCUCGACAUAAAUAUGAACAUUCCGUUGUGAUCACCUUUAACCCCAUCAUGGAAACAACAACAACAACAACAACAACAUUUAAAUCAUUUACAAACCGUAAAUUUAAGUGUCCCGAAUGUGGUAAAGCUUUUAAAUUCAAACAUCACCUCAAGGAACACAUAAGAAUCCACUCAGGUGAUAAACCCUUCCAAUGUUCCCACUGUGGUAAACGUUUCUCCCACUCUGGAUCAUAUUCAUCACAUUUAACAAGUAAAAAAUGUUUCAAAGUUAAUCUCAAAGUGUCCAACACCAACACCAACACCAACAUAAACACCACCAACAACAACCACAAUCACAACCAAAACACCAACAAAAACAACAACAAUAUUAACCAUGUAAACGAUAAUAAUAAUAACAGUAUAAUGAAUACCUCAACUAAUGGUAGUGUCAAUGGCAAUUUAAUUUCUCCUAGUGCUGUUAACAAUAUUCUUAAUCAUCAUCACAAUUUAAUUGCUAACAAUCUUAGCCAUCAUUUUACCAACACAAACCUUGGUAAUCAUCACUCUCACUCUCAUUCUCAUCAUUCUCAUUCUCAACAACAACAACAACAACAACAACAUAACAAUUUAAUUACAAACAACAACCACAACCACAACAACAACAACAAUGUAAACAAAAACAUUAACCAUUUGCCAACUUGUUCCCCACAGGAAAUUAAACCGUUCCAAUUACCACCGUACCAAUGUCCACCGUACCAUUUACCGCCUUAUACGUUACCACCGUACCAUUUACCAACCACAGCAACGUUUCAUAACACUUUCACCGAGAUUGCUCAGGUUCUGCUGGAAUCUCAGAGAACCCUAAAUAAUGUUCAUAGUUUAUCUAAAUUAAAAUCAUCCCUGUUCAACUCAAUUCCAUCUCUAAUCAAUGGAAAUGCUCAUCAACAACUUUCCAUCAAUCCAUUUGACCCUUUCAACAUAUUCACUGUCAACAAUCAAUGGAUGAAUCGUUCAAACGACAUUAAUGUCAAUAGUGGCCUCUCCUGUAAUAAUGACAACGAGGAUAAAUCAGUCGCUCUAUUACCUUCGCUUGAUUAUUCACAAUCAAUUUUCGAUGAUGAUUUUAUUGAUCGUUUCGAAGCACCACUUGAUCUAUCUUUAAAAAAAGAUACUUUCAUGUCCGUUCCAACUGAUUUGUCAUUCAAGAAAAGACCAAUGGUCAGUGAUGAAGAUUCAGUGAACAGUAAUAAUCGAAAUACCAGUGAAAUGGAAAGUGCAUUAACUUUUGAUUGUAAUUAUAUUGAUAAUAUCGAAAGUAAUAUUUGUUUGCAAACAAACAAACUCUCAAAACAAUCAAAGUAUCAACACCAUCCAAGAAAACGAUCUAUGAUACCGUUACCAUCAUCAGUGCCGAUGAGUGGCCUCAUCUCGAUCAUCAAUUCAACUUCACCGGUUGAUUUAUCUCAUCCUGAGACCAUUUUAAGUUGUGAUAAAUGUGAGAAAACCUUCAACAAAUCAAGCUCAUUGGCUCGACAUAAAUAUGAACAUUCCGGACAACGUCCACACAAAUGCGAUGUUUGUAGUAAAGCAUUUAAACACAAACACCAUUUAACUGAACAUAAAAGACUUCAUUCAGGAGAGAAACCAUUUCAAUGUAAAAAAUGUUUGAAACGCUUUUCCCAUUCAGGAUCAUAUUCUCAGCAUAUGAAUCACCGAUACUCUUAUUGUAAACCCUAUCGAAAUUAGCAUCUCUCACCUUUAACCAUCUUCCUUUCUCCCUUUCUCCCUCUUCCCCUCUCUCUCUCUCCUCUCACUCUACACAACAACAACAACAAUAACAACAACUUGUAAACCUUUGGACUUCUGGAUAUUCAUUACCACAGUUCAUCUCAUCUUCAUCUUCAUCUGCAUCUCCAUCAUCUUCAUCUUCAUUCAUCUUCCAAGACAUUCUUAGGCCUAAAAACAACAAUGAAGCAAAACUUUUAAUCUCUACAAAAAAUUAAAUCAUCUCUCUACUUUUUUGAUCUUUAUCAUGAUGACCUUCAUUCCUUUUAAAUGAUCAUCUUCACAAUCAAGUCCUCUUGUUAUGGUUAUACCUUCAUUCUAAUCAUUAAUCAAGUAUAAACAAUUGAUUAGCUUCUAUUGUCCAUCUUUAAUUCAGAUUGUAUUUUAUCAAUUCUAAAAUGCUAUAUGUGUUUUCUACACACAAAAGACUUUAAAAUAAACAUUCAUUUAUAAAUCAUCUUA
Messenger RNA from Panonychus citri (citrus red mite), 4838 nucleotides. RefSeq lists its product as uncharacterized. Lineage: Eukaryota; Metazoa; Arthropoda; Arachnida; Trombidiformes; Tetranychidae. Gene Ontology annotation, biological process: regulation of transcription by RNA polymerase II; anatomical structure development. The transcript has 5 exons. The coding region runs from base 717 to 4337 and encodes 1206 amino acids. Gene Ontology annotation, molecular function: DNA-binding transcription factor activity, RNA polymerase II-specific; RNA polymerase II cis-regulatory region sequence-specific DNA binding. The record is from RefSeq and is a predicted model, not a curated record.